AUGAAGGCAGAGAAGAUACCUCGGAGCUCUUCUAGGGAGCCCCACGAAAGAACCAGAGAGCCUUCGGUUCCAAAUGGAAAGAAAGAAACAGUGGGACACAGGCAAAAGACUAGCAAAGAGAGGCAGAAAUCUACUCAGAGGAAAGCUAAGAAGGAGACCAGGAGCACUCUUGAAGGAGACAACCAAGUCCAUACUUCCACUGUGGUAGAUGUGGAUGAUGUGGUCUCAUUUGAGGAGGAAACAGAAGUGAUGGCCUUACUUGAAAGUGAGAAGCUAGAGGAAGGUAUAAAGUCUGCAGGCUUAGGAGUAUGUGAGUGGAUUCUUGUCCUCCUUUCUCUCCUUUUCAUCAUGGCCACAUUCCCCAUCUCCAUCUGGUUCUGCAUGAAGAUUGUACGGGAGUAUGAGAGAGCCAUUUUGUUUCGAUUUGGACGCAUUCUUCAGGGAAGGCCCAAAGGACCUGGCUUGUUCUUCCUCCUUCCCUGUCUGGACACCUACCACAAAAUAGACCUUCGCCUUAAAACCUUAGAGAUCCCUUUCUAUGAGGUCAUAACCAAGGACAUGGUGAGUCUAGAAAUAGAUACCAUCUGCUACUAUCGUAUGGAGAAUGCUACACUCCUUGUGACCACCCUGGCCAAUCUCCCUAAUGCAGUCCGGCUCCUAGUACAGACCAUUGCAAAGCGUUUUCUGGCGCAUCGCUCUCUCACAGACAUUCUGAUGGAAAGGAAGUGCAUCAGCCAGGAGAUAAAGGUGGCUGUGGAUGCCAUCACCUGUCAGUGGGGCAUCAAGGUGGAGCGCACAGAAAUCAAUGACAUAAAGCUGCCGGCCGAGCUUCGGGAAUCAUUGACCGUACAAGCAGAAGCCCAAAGACAAGCUGCAGUGAGAGUGAUAGCUGCUGAAGGAGAAAAGGUUGCUUCUGAAUCGCUGAAAAUGGCGGCUGAGAUACUGUCCCAGACACCGGCUGCAAUCCAACUCCGUUACCUUCACCUGCUGCAAAAUGUGACUGCCGAAAAACCUUCCACUUUUAUUUUACCAUUACCUUUAGAUGUUCUGAAUUUUGCAUCAGGAGUGAACCCAAAAUCCACAGUCUGCAGUCCGUCUUCAGAUACUCCCAACCACCCAGAAGCUCCAAAGACUAAGGAUUCCCCCAUGCUAUAA
Molecule: messenger RNA, 1155 nt
Organism: Anolis sagrei ordinatus
Lineage: Eukaryota; Metazoa; Chordata; Lepidosauria; Squamata; Anolidae
Gene: NPHS2
Product: NPHS2 stomatin family member, podocin
Cellular component (GO): plasma membrane
Source: RefSeq, a predicted model, not a curated record